AUGUUGUCUACACAAGCUUUGCUCAUCCAUGGCUUCUUGGUCAUGAUUGUUUUAAUCUCUUCCAUGGGGGAUGCAAGACAAUUGAUUGAGAUUAAAGAUCAAGAUGGGACCAACUUUAAAUCUUUUAUACCUGGCCUUCCAGACAUACCUGAACUUCCACCACUAUCAAACAUUCCAGGCUUUCCAGAUUUUCCAUGCAUCCCAGGAAUACCAAGCAUCCCAGGUUUUCCAUGCAAUCCUAAUUGGCCAAGUCCACCAAGUACACCUUCUGAAUCUCCAAGCACACCUCCUAGUACACCUUCAGAAUCUCCAAGCUCACCUCCUAAUCCAUAUGACUCACCUGUUCAAUCUCCCAGUUAUCCUCCUGAAUCCUCCUAG
This is a messenger RNA of Vicia faba (fava bean), 378 nucleotides long. The record is from the annotation of a GenBank genome assembly. NCBI's taxonomy places the organism in Eukaryota, Viridiplantae, Streptophyta, Magnoliopsida, Fabales, Fabaceae.